AAGCCUGCAUCAAUGGACUGGCGAAACUGUGUCUGCCGUGGGACACGCAUUCCGAGUUCGUCGGUCUGGCGCGCGAGGUCUGUUGCGGCAAGCAAUUGAGGCCGCAACGAUGGAUUCGUAUGAGCGCGAGCUUGCCGAUAUCCUUUCGGAUGGCGACGACAACGGCGACUCGUUCGUAUACCCCGGCUCCAGUACCAACGUGCAGCACAAUGAUGCCAAUGGAAGCUCGCCAUCAAUAAGCGGCAGCCAUUCGAUUUGUUCCUACGGUACGCAAACGAGCUUCAGCGACGCAAGCUCGACGAUCAGGGCCUCCUCAUCAUAUAGCCAUGGAGACUUGUAUCCUGAAAGCAAAGAAGAUGCAGAAGGUGAAGUUCCGGCGGAUGCAGCUGCAUGGGAUUCGUUGCCUGAUGAGGCGACAAGAAGGAAGAAUCAAUUCGAGGAGGCAGCGCUAGAGUGGCAGCACGAUCCAAGAUGGGAAGGUGAGGAGGAAGGGCCUUCCCAAUCAGCCGGACCCGCUUCCAAAGGGAAGGAGAAGCUGGGCUUGUCCGACUACGAGAAGAGAAUGCGCGACAUCAUGGGUGAUGAUGAACAUGAUGAAUCGGAACGAUAUUCGAAAAAUAUUGAGCGCGAACAAGAAGCGACAACUCCACGCCCUCUCCAAGUGUCAUCAUUCGCCUCGCAGGCGCAGACCUCUGCCCUUCAAGAAGCUGAUGGCGAAGCCCAAGCAUCCGGAUCGGGCUCAGAGGACGAUGUGGAUGAUGGGAUAUUCGUAUUUCCUGGCGCUGCACCCGCCUACCGAAAACAGCCGCCAAGUCCAGAGCCUUACGACCUAUCGUGCAGCGCUGCAGAUGGAAAGGCGCGGUCGAGCGCAGGAGUCAAGUCAAAUCCGACCGGCCGGCCGGAUGAUUCAGUCGACUCGAUCGUGUCGGAUUCAGUGAGGUCUGAAAGUUCAGAAUUGCCGGAUGUUUCGGUUCCAAGCGGAAAUACGGGCGAACGGUCGUCCACAUCUACCGAAGCGCCGACCGUGUCACCCCCUCCUGCUCGGCGGAAAGGAAAGAACGUGCCGUCGAUGAGAAUUGCAGCUACGGUCCCCAUUCAAACGUCCGCAGACAGCUCUGCUCCGCUGCUAUCCAAGAUUGGACCUCCUUCCAGCGCGGGGCUCUGCAGCUUUCGCGUCCCCUCCAGCUCCUCGACGGCAUCUAUCGGCAAUGGAUCCCCCUCCAGUUCGAUGUCUUUCACGCACAGCUUCAUCAGCAUGGGCAGUUCCCACAAACGUCAAGGCAAGACGGACUUUGUUUCACGGAGACCGAAAGAGUAUCCUAGUCUCUCGCGACUACGAGCAGGCGCGUUCCUCAAUGGGGAAGGCUCUUCGUGCGGCGACUCAAAAACUCCUUCGGCAAGGUCUUCUCAGCUGGACCUGAGCUCACAUCUUGACGGCGUUGAUGCUCAGAAUUUUGAGGUUCAGCCUGGCGGACUGGGCCAGCGCAGCGUCAGCGUUUCCAGCCUCGCUGGUUCCGUGUGCUCCGUAUCGCAGACCAAGGCGACCCGGUUCUAUCCUUAUGGUGCGCCCAAUCAUCAGUCUCCCGGGGCUGGGCCAGAUGCCCCAACGCUUGACCUCACUGUGUAUGGGACCAUGACCCCCACAAUGUGCUCAGCCACUACAUCACAGAUAGCAUCAGCGGAAGCAUCCGCCGCAGGAGCUUUGAACAGGCAGUUUGAUGGGGCGGGUGUGCCACUGACGGUGGAGGCAGGUGAACAGCUCAUGGAGCUGCACGGCAAAGAUAUCUUUCGAUGGGGUGCUUUGCGCAAAGUCAGCAACCACGUCUAUGGGCAGAAUGCCAGCUUCCAAUGCAAGAGGCAGCGAGAUGACAAGAAGCAGCAGGCGAAUGGGAAGCAGCCGGAGACCAGGGCGAGGGGCGAGGAAGCUGCUCUGUCAGAGAAAGGAGUGUCGCAGACCAAUACACUAAAGGGGGAUCAUGCCCGCUCCGUCAGGGCACGAGGCUCACACGACGAAUCAUUCUCUGCUGAUGGAGAGGCAGGUAUGGAACCGUUACAGCCCAUGAAUGACAGCGAGUAUGAGGCCAGAGCAUCGAAUGUACCGGGUGUGGACGUUUCGCAGUCCACAAAUGGCGGCGACAGCGCGAAGGCUCUACAUGAACCGGUGAGGCCUACCGUCUUGCGCGCGAGCAAUGGUCUGAUUGCUGUCGGGAUGAGCGACGGCAAGGUGAUGGUCUUUGAUUACGCUCAAGCCCUCAUCGGGACGUACGGGCCGAAGAGUAUUACCGACGCAGGGGGGAUGGUUACGGCUCUUGCCUUCUCGCAUGACCACACUUUUCUUGGGGUCGGCCACGCAGAGGGCCACAUUGCCUUGUAUAACCUUGCCAAACAUGCAGCACCCGCACGGCAUGUGACGCCCGCUGCUAGUGCUGCAAUAUCCACUGGACGUAAUGAAGGCCACCUUUCCGGAAGCAAGGUCAUCCACCUCUCCUUCGUCGGGGCCCGACACACUGCGAUUGUAUCCGCGGACAACGCCGGUCUGAGCUUCUACCAUUCUUUGGGCAAGAUUGUCGGCAUCGCUUCGGAUGACACUUUACGCAUCUUUGGGCGGUAUCCACUGCAUUCACCAGCGGUGAAAGCGUCUGCAGGGGGGGCUACUAUUCAGGAAGGGAUUCACCAUUCGACCAUCUUGGAUAUGGCGUCCCUUCCGCUUGGGGACGUGCCACACAUCACCGAUGGCUACCUCUUCACAGCCGUUGCAUCACCGAACAAGAUCGUCCUGUGCGGGGUGAAACCCUCCGCGAGGACGUGGUGGCGUCGUAAAGGGCAUGCGCGGCCGCGACAGCAGGAAGACGCUGUCGAAGAUAUGCUCGAGGAGAUGCAACAUGGUGGCCAUACAAAGCCGAAUGGUCUUUCAUCAGUGGGACGUGGGCAUGGCUUCGACGCUGAUCCAGCCACGGCAUCACUCUCGUGGAGAGUCGCUACGGCGGCUGCCGCGCCUGUGCUCGCAUUCAGCCUUGGGCGAGAAGUGUCGCUUUUGGAGCUUCAUGGUGUCACUCUUGAAACUCAAGGCAAAGUGCGCGAAGAUGUACAGCUUCAAGAGAGAGACACAUACGAGCAUUCCGAGCCGGUGCUGGCCUUGCGCUGGCUUACGGGUGAGCUCCUACUGCUGCUUGGCAGUCGCUCAAUCGCUGUAUUCGAUGUGGGAAGGUGGCAGUUGGUAGAUGAGCAAGAGAAAAACGAGCCAAUCAAGAGUUUGUUACCUCAGCAAUGGCAUCCUAGUAGGGUCGUCCUUGGCGAAGCAUCGUCGAUCAUGCGAUACCCAGCGAAGAUGGUUGGGAACAGCCUUAGCAUUACCGAGGGACGCUUGUUCUUGCUCGGCUUUCAUACGGUGUAUGUGGGUAGCCUUCUAUCGUGGGCAGAUUGCAUCCUGUCAUUAGUCUCAUCGGGCGACUUUCUGUCUGCGAUUCGACUAUGCACCGCUUACUACCAAGGUACUGCGCCAGGCCUGGCUUUUGGACUCCCGAAGGACGCGGCAACGCGACAGUCGCUCGUAGGAAGUCGGCUGCGCGAACUGAUGCGAGCCUCCGCUCAAUAUGUCUUUAGCGAGGAUCGUUUCACCGACAUGACCCACGUAUCCUCUGAUGGGCGCGGCGUUGACCGCACUGCGAUUUUUGAAAAUAUCGCGUCUGCCUGCGCCGAGAGCUCGUUGAUCUUGGACGACAUGCACUUCCUCUUCAACGACCUCUAUGACCUUUACGCCGACAACGGCAUCGAAGGCAUUUUCGUCGCGCAAAUGGAGAAGUUCAUCCUCAGCAAUCGCAUGCGACGCCUCCCCCCGGAAGUUAUACAGAAGCUUAUUCUCUUCCAUUGCGACCGCGCAGAGUUCACGCGCGCAGAAGAGAUCAUUUGGCACGUGGACGUACCCUGCCUUGACCUCGAUCAAGCUCUGUCAGUCUGCAAGCAGCACGGCCUUUACGACGCAAUGACGUACAUUUUCAACUCUGCCUUGGGAGACUUCGUCACGCCGCUACUCGAGCUCGGAGACCUCAUCGUCCAGGUGAUGCACCUCGAGGCCAACGACACACAAGAGGAGGAACAGCGCAUCGGGCAUGCGUACAAAAUCUUCUCAUACCUAUCCGUCAUUUUGCUUGGUCGCCAGUACCCGAGUCAGAGCAAGCUCGAGGAGAAUGUCGCCAAUCGUGCGAGGGCCGAGGUCUACGGGUUUCUCUUUGCAGCGACUGCCCAAUCGUGGCCUGAGGCAUACCGAGCGCGAUUGUCAGCUGCGGCCCCCGAAGGCAACAUGUUUGACUUGGACUAUCCUGCCCUGCGCCUGCUUAUAUCCUUUGAUGCGGAAGCAUUGCUGGACGCCCUCGACAUUGCACUCGAAGAUCCAUACCUCGAGGAAGAAGAGGCGUCGCAGAUCACUCGCCAAGGGAUCAUCGACGCUAUGAUCCACAUUGCUAGUGCACUGCCAGGCAGCGUCUUGAUUGACAUAUUUAUCGCUCGCAACGUCCACAGGUACCCGCAAUUUUUGCGGCUCUCAGGCGCAAUCGCUUUCAAGAUCCUCGAGCGCUUGUCCAAGCAGGGAUCCGACCAAGACCGCGAGGACCGUCAACUAGCAGCUGAGAGUCUUCUGGCAAACGAAAUUCAAGGUGGCCUAAAGGCGUUGCUCGAUGACUUUGAGGCGGCGGGCUUUUUCCGAAUCCUGCAGAGGGCGUAUCGCAGAGAGAAGCAGUGGACUCGAUUGGUGGCCAUGCUUCUUCAAGAUCCUGAAGCUGAAGACUCGGUGUUCGGCGAGAUCCAGAGCAUUUUCGCGCAAUGCUCUCGCAAAUCCCCGAUGCGCAAAGUUCUUAUUGAUCAAAUCGUUUUCUCCUCACCGCGGCUUGCGAAUAUUAAUGUCGCGCGCACGGCCCAGCUCAUCGACUCUCGAGCGCCAGAUAGGCACGGAGACGUUGUCGACGCGUUGAGCGAUAGGCCAGCCCUUCAGUAUUCGUACCUCAAAGGUAUCCUAAACCCAGAAUACGCCAGGGAACAAGCGGAGCGAGAGUCAAAAGCUACUCAGUUUCCGGAUUGGACAAAAGAGGAGUACAUUACGUUGAUGGCGACCUUCGAGCCCGGCAGCAUGUUGCGCAACUUGGAAACGCGCGAGCCACAUUUUUUCGAUUUGGAUCAUGUCAUGAACGUGGCCGAGUCGAAGAAGGUAUACGACGCUUUGCUCUGGACAGUCAACAAGACUCAUGGCAUGGAAGCUGCUAUGGACCGUUUAGACCGUAUCAUCGCACAGGAGAGCAGUGCCCUACAGGCCGAGGAUGAUGGGCUUACGGGUGACACGUUUGCAUCCUCGCGACUACAUACCGCCUUCGACUUUGGUGUCCGCUUGUGUCGGGACGCGCCAGUCGACGCAAUCGGAGAGCAAUGGUACCGCAUCCUGAGAGGUCUGGUCCAGCUUACGCACAGUGCAGCUAUCAGUCAGAGAGCAACAGCGAUGGCGAAAGCAAGCACCAGCUCGGCAGCAGCUGCUGCUGCACAGGGGAUCGUGCAGGAUUGCCUCUCGUCGCUGAUCGCGUCUGCGUCUGCCGAGCAAGUCUCCUUCCCGACACUGUUCCGUCGCCUGAUCAGCCAUCAGGGACAUGACGACAUCCCAGCCGCAGCACAGUACUACAAGGAUGUGCGCUCCGUACUGGAGAGCAUGUUGAUGGCGCAUCAUCUGCGCACAGAUGAGAUGUCGAUCGCAAACCGACUGUUCGACCGCGACAUCUCUGGUGUCAUGCAUGCGCUCACGCGCGAGCGCCGGCGCGGCUGGCGGCCCAUUUCAUUCAACCAGCGCUGCAUGCGCUGCGGCGGUGCGCUGUUCGGCAGCAACGCGCCGAAUGCCAACGUGGCGAGCACGGAGUCUGCUGCUGCCGACACUGCUUCCCCCCGUUCCCUUGCUUGGCGCAGCUCCGCGUUUUCCCAUGCGCAGGAUGCGCGUCGCGCAUCACUGACUGCGAGAGGAAAGUCGAGCGUAAUUAACCUUCCGAGCCGCCCCACCAGCCCGUACCUGGAAGCGUUCCCCAGCCCGUCGAUUAACAAGGGUAAGGCGCCUGCACGGGGCUUCUUCCCUUCUGCCCGGUCUGGCUCUCAUGAUGGCACCAUCGGCCUUGGCAAGCCGGGUGGCAGCGGUGGGGCCGGCAACGACGUCAACAACAGCAAUGACGCCGCCGCCGCCGCCGCUGCGCUCACACCUGGAGGCGGAGGCGUCUCGUUAGACCCACGAUCCGACGGCUUUUUCACGCGCGGCUGGAGCUACCACCAAGCGACAUCCUCUUCGGCGCCGAUGGACCACUUCCCCGCCAGACCGAAGCCAAACGACGACCAGAGCUUCCUGGGCGUUGCACACGACGCCGACGUGCCGAGGGUGGCACCUGCGCGGUCUCCGCUUGAGCGUUCGCGCGGUGCUUCACUCGGCUCAACCAGCAGCGCAGCCGGGGCUGGCUUUGGCUUUGGCUUGGGGCUCAGCAGUCUCGGCGAUGGCGAGGCCGAGGAGCGUGACGACGUCGCAUCUGCCUUUGCCGUCCGAGCAAGCUGGCGCACCCUGGAUUGCAGAGGACGCGCGGCGGGCGAUGGCGUAGUAGGGGAGGAAGAGGAAGGGCAGGAGGCGGAAGAGGAAGAGGAGUGGCAGAGCGAGUUGCGGCGCAGGCGCGCGGCAGUGGUCAUUUAUCGCCACGGCGAGGCCUGGCACCAGCUGUGCGCGCCGGAGCAGUACUAUGCGUAGGGGAUGCGCCGCUCGGCCCGGGCCAGCGAGCUUUGUGCGCUUGCUGCGCUCUUUCCUUUGGGGUGGGGAGUGUAAGAUGCGAUCGUCGCUUGCUGUACCUGUGCUUUGACUUCUUGAACUCCAAGAAGAAAUCACCGUGAUGAAUAGUGGGUUUGACUCUCUUUUCAUUUGGCUUCAACGUUAUGCCCUCUGCUAUGGCUCUGCAUGUCGCGGAUGCUAAUCUCAUUGCAUGCACCAUUGGGGAUAGG
Tilletiaria anomala UBC 951 is the source of this 7002-nucleotide messenger RNA. RefSeq lists its product as uncharacterized. The transcript is spliced from 3 exons. NCBI's taxonomy places the organism in Eukaryota, Fungi, Basidiomycota, Exobasidiomycetes, Georgefischeriales, Tilletiariaceae. Gene Ontology annotation, molecular function: protein binding. Gene Ontology annotation, cellular component: HOPS complex; late endosome. Bases 110 to 6754 code for a protein of 2214 amino acids. The record is from RefSeq and is a predicted model, not a curated record. Gene Ontology annotation, biological process: protein targeting to vacuole; endosomal vesicle fusion.